UUAACUUGAAAAUGGAAUGAGAUAGUGAAUGCACUUUGGGCUGAAAAUAUUAUAAUAAUAAUAAUAAUUCACAAGUGUUGAAUGGCUUACCUUAUCUCAGCAUUUGAAGUAGAACUCACCAAAUCCCCAACUGUCAAAAUGGAGAAAAGCCGUGUAUAUAUACAGGGAGGCCAAUGCUGCAUAGCAACAACAAGGCAAUGGAUCAAACAAAAGGCAAAGUUUGCGUAACUGGGGCUUCUGGGUUUUUGGCUUCUUGGCUCGUUAAGCGCCUUCUCUUGGCUGGCUAUCAAGUAAUUGGAACAGUAAGAGAUGCAGGAAAUGAGAAGAAGUUGGCGCAUUUGUGGAAGCUGGAAGGAGCAAAGGAGAGACUGCAAUUGGUGAGGGCAAAUUUAAUGGAAGAAGGAAGCUUUGAUGAAGCCAUCAAGGGCUGCCAUGGCGUCUUUCACACUGCCUCCCCAGUUGUAAAACCUUCAUUUGAUCCCAAGGCAGAGAUCAUAGAACCAGCUGUGAAGGGGACACUGAAUGUGCUGCGUUCCUGCGCCAAAAACCCAUCUCUUCGGCGUGUGGUUUUGACCUCGUCUUCUUCAACUGUGAGAGCAAGAGAUGAUUUUGACCCCAAAAUCCCUCUUGACGAGUCUUCUUGGAGCUCUGUCGACCUCUGCGAGAAACGCCAGAUAUGGUAUGCUCUAUCAAAAACUCUAGCUGAAAGGGCUGCCUGGGAAUUCUGUGAAGACAAUGGAAUAGAUUUAGUCACAGUUCUACCCUCCUUCGUUAUUGGACCCAGUCUGCCUUCCCAAUUAUGCUCCACUGCAUCUGAUGUCCUUGGCUUACUAAAAGGGGAAACAGAGAAAUUUCAAUGCCAUGGAAGGCUGGGAUAUGUUCACAUAGAUGAUGUUGCGCUUUGCCACAUCCUUGUUUAUGAGCUCAAAAACUGCCAUGGGCGAUACCUCUGUAGCUCAACCGUGGUUGAUAAUAAUGACUUGGCUUCCUUCUUGUCUUCGCGCUAUCCAUGGCUUCCCUUGCCUAAAAGGUUUGUGGAGCUGAACAGACCAUACUACGAGUUCAACACUUCAAAACUGACCAGUUUGGGAUUCAAGUUCAAGUCCAUUGAGGAGAUGUUUGAUGAUUGCAUUGCUUGGUUUGUGCAGCAAGGUUAUAUAGAUGACAAAGCAAAUAUCAUACAGCAAUAAUCAGCACUGAUUUUACUACCGGAACAACGCUUGAAACUGUACUUUACUGUUUAUUCAGUCUGUCAAAUGAAUCGAGUACUACUGGGGAACUCAAUAAACAAAUGAAUGUUCUUUUAAA
Mangifera indica (mango) is the source of this 1308-nucleotide messenger RNA. Its product is annotated as tetraketide alpha-pyrone reductase 1. The record is from RefSeq and is a predicted model, not a curated record. Gene Ontology annotation, molecular function: oxidoreductase activity, acting on the CH-OH group of donors, NAD or NADP as acceptor. Bases 174 to 1190 code for a protein of 338 amino acids. The transcript has 5 exons. NCBI's taxonomy places the organism in Eukaryota, Viridiplantae, Streptophyta, Magnoliopsida, Sapindales, Anacardiaceae.